This is a messenger RNA of Vigna unguiculata (cowpea), 2597 nucleotides long. RefSeq lists its product as uncharacterized. Gene Ontology annotation, biological process: signal transduction. Lineage: Eukaryota; Viridiplantae; Streptophyta; Magnoliopsida; Fabales; Fabaceae. The record is from RefSeq and is a predicted model, not a curated record.
UACAUUCAUUUUUCUAGUUCUUCUUUAAUGCUUGUAAAAGAGUCUAGUUAUUCUCUGUUGCAUCUCAGAAGUUCUUGUGCUCAAGUAAAGAAUCUUUGUUUCAUUCUCUCCUGAUGGUCUUUUCUCUGUUUUCAAUUUUACCUCUGAAUAGAAAUAAUGGAUAUGGUUAAUUUGGUAUCUUCUGGUUUUCUCUUCUAUCUAUGCUCAUGUUGAGGAGAAGUGUCAAGAACAAAGGGAAAUAUAAAAACAUUUGCUAUCUCUUCAAUUGUAGUGUUAUACUCGUUGCAGGUGCAAAAUGGUUGAGCAGAGAAUUAUGAGUGUUGUUCCUUCUUCCUCUAACUCUUGUACAAAAAAAUAUGAUGUUUUUAUAAGCUAUCGAGGUAAAGACACACGCAAGAACUUCAGCAGCCAUCUUUAUGAGGCUUUGAUGCAAAAGAAAGUGGAAACCUAUAUAGAUGAAGAUAUUGAAAAGGGUGAUGAAAUCUCAGCAGCACUGAUGAAAGCCAUUGAAGAUUCUCGUGUAUCUAUUGUUGUGUUUUCAGAGAAUUUUGCUUCCUCAAAGUGGUGCUUGAAUGAACUCAUAAAGAUUAUGGAUUGCAAGAAAGAGUUGGGACAGAUUGUAAUACCAGUGUUCUACAGCACAGAUCCAUCCCAUGUCAGGAACCAAACUGGGAGGUUUAUGGAGAGCUUUGUAAAACAUGAAGGAGAACCCAACUGCAUAAAAUGGAAAACUGCUCUCACUCAAGCAGCCAACUUAGCUGGAUGGAGCUCUCAAAAUUAUAGGACGGAUGCUGAAUUACUUAAGGACAUUGUUGGAGAUGUUUUGAAAAGAUUGCCUCCUAGAUGCCGAAACCAAUAUACCAUGGAGUGUGUUUAUGACUCAGUUGCAAGCAUUACAGCAGAGAAAAAGACAUGGAGGAUUCAGGUGAAAAUAAUAAGAAUGUGGACCAUACCAGGUUUACCGAAUAGUAGGCAACCAUUUUCUGUUGAAAUGGUUCUCAUGGAUGAUAAGGGUUGUAAGAUUCAUGCAUCAAUGAGAAGGGCCUUGAUCUACAAGUUUAUUAGUAUGUUAAAGGAAGGAAACAUCUACUGCAUGGGCUUUUUUACAGUUGGAUCAAAUGAUGGAGAUUAUAGAACAACUAAGCAUGAUUUCAAGCUAAACUUUGAGAUUAACACAGUUGUGGAAGAGUUGAAAGAGCCAUCCAUUACACAUUCACCAUAUUCUUUUGUUCCAUUUAACGAUAUGUUGGAAAAAGAAUAUGACAUGUCUUAUUUAGUUGAUGUUAUUGGAUUAGUCACAGGUGUUGUAAGUAAAAGAGAAUAUAUCAGACAAGAGAGAAAAAUCAGAAUGAUAGUUAUUGAGAUCGAGAGUGGGGGACUGAAGAUGGACUGUGCUCUCUUUGGAAAUUAUGUGGAUGAAUUGAAUUCCUUUCUUGGCUCUGGUGAAGUGGCUAGCCCUGUUGUUAUACAAUUUGCAAGAGUAAAGACUUUUAGAGGUAAAGUAUCAUUGCAAAGUAUGAUGCAUGGAACUAAACUAUUGUUUAGGGAGAAUGUUCCAGAGUCUAUAAAACUUAUGCAAAGAAUCACUCAAAAUAGUGAAGCUGUUUCUACAAUGCUUAGCCAACCUAAUGCUUCUCCCAAGUACAACAUGGAGCAAGAUUUCCUGUUCUUAACACCAAGAAAAACAAUUGAAGAGUUGAAAGACUUGAAGGAGGAUUGUUUUUGCAUAACUUUGGCCACCAUCAAAGACAUAGAAGAAUCUGAUAACUGGUGGUACACAGCUUGCAAAUGUAAUAAGUCUGUGUUCCCAGACUCCAAUAUGUAUUUCUGUGCUAAUUGCAAUCUCCAUGUUGUUACUACUUUCCCAAGGUACCGAAUCAAACUAAGGGUCAGUGAUGACACAGAUUCUGCAUCAUUUGUCGUCUUUGAUCAUGAAGUUUCUUCCUUAUUGAAGAUCAAAUGUGCAGAUAUGAUAAAGAAACAUAACAAGGCCAUCAACGCAACAAGUGUUCCCAGAGAAAUCAAAGACUUGAUUGGAAAAAUCUUGCUUUUUAAGGUUGAGAUAAAAAAGUUGAACAAUUCACAGUUUCAGUCUUCUUAUGCAGUAAAAAGAAUAUCAGAUGAUGAGUUGAUAAUCGAAAAGUUUCUAAAGCUUUCUGCUCUUAAAAUUGAAUUUGAUGUGCCAUUGGUCAAUGCUAACAAAUUCAAGUUCUGCUCUACACUGACCUCACCUUCAAAGCAGAAUUUGCUGCAAGAUUUCACAUGUGUGAGUGCUGAUAAAGAUUGCACUGAAGAGAUUACUCAUUCAAAAAGAAAGAGACAUGACUCUUUUGAUUUAGCUAUGGAAAGUAGAAAUAACAAGAUUUUGAAGACUCUCAAGGACACUGAAUGAAGAGUCAUUUACUUGUUUUUUAUUCAUUUUGUAGUUCAAAAACUAUGCAUCUGUUUUUAGAUGAGUUAGAAGUGCUUUUCAAAAAUUGUAUAAAAAAUUUAGAACUUUUCGAGGUUAUUUGGGAAAAACAGGUUAAUUUGAUUGGUGUUAACAGUGGCAGAAAGGUCUUUUUGGAAUUUAUACAAUGGUUUUAUGUGUAUUUUUA